AAUUUUCCUUAAAAGUUCAGUGAGAGACAUUGCCUGAGUCUCUAGCAAGUCUCUUUUAGUGUCUGCCAGGUAACCAUAACCACUUUGAGAGGAGUGGUAUUUCUCUGAAUUUGGACCAAUGAUGUAUAGCUUUUUGUGCAAUAAGGAAAUUAAUAAACCCAGCUACGAUCCAUUUCUCAAAGCUGGGCCAGAGGUUUCCUGCUGUAGCAAAGAUAAUGCUGAGGACUUGAGGCAGGGCUACCACCUCAGGAAUGGGUCUCGAAGACUGUUCUCUAGGAGAAGAUCCAACAGUUUCAGUGGAUGUACCCUACCUAGCAUCCCUGAAUAUCCAGGUUUCCAGGAUGUCAAGAUUUCACGGAAUAGCUGCAGAGUAUUGGGCAUGAACCAAGAUGUUUUGGCUAUUGGAAAAAAAGGAAACAGUUCAACGAUGGAGAUAUCUCAUCAUGAUCUAACCCUAGGCAGAGAUACCGGCUGUUCUUUGGGGCCCCAUUCUACAAGGAAUCGUCAAAACACCAAUGGAGACUUUGUGGACCAAAGCCUAGAAGACUAUUUCAACCAAAGGCUGACUGACCUCAGAAACUACAAAGUCAAAGGACCCAACAUGAAGGCCCAGGGAGGGGCUGAGGCGUCUUCCCGACCCUUCCCUCCCUUCAGGACCCUAAGAAGAAGAAGAAGCAGUUCUGAAUUGUUAGCAAGCCAAGUCAAAGAUCUGACAGAAUCCUACAUCAUGGAGGCCCAGGCUCCUUAUCUUCCACUUAGCUUUGAUCCACAGGAAAGUCAAGGAGGGUUAGAUUUCCGUAGCAAGAACAACUACCUGGAUAUAUUGAUUUUGAAUGCAAUUACUCCAUUAGAAAUGCUCAAGCAGCUGAAUGUCAGGCCCUAGAAUUGUUCUAGCAAGGUUUGGCAGAUAGAUUGUUGCUAGACAAUUCACAUGUCCAAGAAAAUCAAUUUAACAGCCUCAGUUGGUGAGUGUUGUCGUGGCUGUUAUUCAGUAAUAGUUACACAUGAACCCUAAUCCCUUCAAUCAUUGCAUGCUUCCCCUCUCUCUGGCCAAUUCUAAAGAGUCAUCUUGUAGUCACUAGCCCCUCUCCACUGGCACUGGACAUGCUUCCUCUCACAAAUCCGAUAAGCCACAAAAUAAAGGUUCCAAGCUCUGCACAAGAGUCACUGUUUAUGGAGACCCACAAACACAUAGUUGGGAGCUAAAUUUUUUAUUAGGAUAUACACCAAGUCAAUUUUAUUCACUUAUUUAUUUUUAAUUUGUACCUAUAUUGAAUAUUUCAUGAUAGAGUCAUAGGUAUAGAGCUGGAAAGAACUGGGUACAAUUUGCUCAUUUUACAAAUAAGAAAAUUAAGACCUACAGAAAUUAAGUGUUUGCUGGAAGCUACAAAAACAGAUAUCAGCUGAAUAACUUGAACCCAUGUUUCCUGACUUUAUAGCUUAGGCUUUUCUCAUUGCACUUCACGUUAAUUUGACCAUUAUUUAAAUGUUGAGUUCAUUUUAUAUAGGAUAUUCUUUUUUUGUUCAUCAGAUUAAAGAAAUUAAAAC
Messenger RNA from Sarcophilus harrisii (Tasmanian devil), 1548 nucleotides. RefSeq lists its product as uncharacterized. NCBI's taxonomy places the organism in Eukaryota, Metazoa, Chordata, Mammalia, Dasyuromorphia, Dasyuridae. The coding region runs from base 119 to 883 and encodes 254 amino acids. The transcript has 2 exons. The record is from RefSeq and is a predicted model, not a curated record.